AUGGAUAAGGAAAAAGAAUUGGAAGAAAUUUUUGGAAACGACGCAGAUGAGCUGUCCGACGUCUUGGAAGAUUAUUCCGAUUUCGAUAACGCAAGUUCUGAGGACGAUGUAAAGAAACAGCCUGCAAAGUUAAAACAAAAAAGGUCUCCAUUACGACAUACUCCGGAAAGAGACAGAGAUGAUGAGGAAUAUGUUCCUGUACCUUUAAAUAAAAGACGUAGGAAAACAAAUGAAUCUCGAAAACGACGAAAACGCCAUGAAAGGAUAGAAAAUGCGGGUGAUCUAGAUGAUGAUGAAUCAGGAAAUGUUGAACCCUCCUUAGCACCGUUAAUGGCGUCCAAAGCCUUUGUUGAUCGUGAUUUUGAUGAGAUUCUACCAAAAAGAAAAGGCCGAUCAAAGAAGAAUGAUAUUGAACUUGAUAAAAUGUAUGAUGAGCAGGCUUCAAAAGUUUAUCAGCGAAUGAUGGAAGCUGGUGAAAAAGAUAUAUCUCAAAAUGCCCGAGGAGCUCAUUCAUCCGAAAAAAAUCAAGUUCAAUCGUGGGUUAUGGACAAAUUGGAAAAAGCGUACCUUAGAGAAUCAUUAUUAGAACACAAUAUAUUGGAUGCAAUUAAAUUGUGGCUUGAACCGUUACCAGAUCGAUCAUUACCAAGUCAUAAUAUUCAAGAAGAUUUAUUAAAAUCAUUAAAUGAUUUCAACAUCACGACUGAUCACUUAUUAAGUUCUAAAGUUGGUCGUAUCGUAUAUUUUUACACAAAAAGUCCUCGUAUAAACAUAAAUAUUCAAAGACAGGCACAGCAAUUGGUUGAUAAAUGGGCUGGACCAAUCAAUGGAGAAUCAAGUAAUUAUAGGGAAAAGAUUAUGAGAAUGGUCCAUGAAGCAAAUUCGUGA
Molecule: messenger RNA, 888 nt
Organism: Rhizophagus irregularis DAOM 181602=DAOM 197198
Lineage: Eukaryota; Fungi; Glomeromycota; Glomeromycetes; Glomerales; Glomeraceae
Biological process (GO): poly(A)+ mRNA export from nucleus
Cellular component (GO): nucleus
Source: RefSeq, a predicted model, not a curated record